Molecule: messenger RNA, 4850 nt
Organism: Silurus meridionalis
Lineage: Eukaryota; Metazoa; Chordata; Actinopteri; Siluriformes; Siluridae
Gene: ldlrad4a
Product: low density lipoprotein receptor class A domain containing 4a
Exons: 4
Coding region: 414-1241 (275 amino acids)
Biological process (GO): negative regulation of transforming growth factor beta receptor signaling pathway
Cellular component (GO): Golgi membrane; early endosome membrane
Molecular function (GO): R-SMAD binding
Source: RefSeq, a predicted model, not a curated record
ACACACACACACGCGCGCGCACACACACGUACAGCGAACCCUUUCCUUUCCGGCUGCGCGCGGAUGGUUUCGAUAACCGUAUCCCGCCGUCCGUUCCGCGCGCGCGCUCCAGCCGCCGCGUCGCUUUGAUUAUUAUUACUAUUAUUAUUAUAAUACAGAGGGGUGGUGGUUUUUUUUUUUUUUUUGGUAGGGUUUUUUUUUUCUCGCUCUUUUUUCUCCAGGAUGACGUGAUUAACGCGCGAGACAGAACGGAGACCGGGGCUCCCACUCGGGCUUUAACAGACCCCCCCCACCACCACCACCACACACACACACACACACACACACACACACACACACCUUCUCCUCCCCUCUCUCUCUCUCUCUCUCUCUCUCUCUCUCUCUCUCCCUCCCUCCAUCCCUCCCUCCUCUUCAUGCGCCACCACCGAACGGUCCCGGGCACCGGCAGCGCGAGCUCCACCGACACCACCACCAACUCCACCAAUGCCACUCGCUCGUGCGACUGCAGCGCGUCCCAGCAGCCGCGGGGAAUGGAGAGAUCUGAACUGGAGUUUGUUCAGAUAAUAAUCAUAAUCGUGGUGAUGACCGUCAUGGUGGUCGUGAUCAUCUGUCUCCUCAACCACUACAGACUGUCGGCCUUCUUCAGCCGCCAUCGCCGGAGCGGAGCCAUGCAGCCAAGCGGAUGUCCGUGGCCCACAGACAGUUUGGUGACACAACAAGGAGCCACAGAGGUAAUGUUUGGGCCACGUAGUUUUGAUCGCUUUGUCCCUCCUUCGUUUAUCCAAAGGGAGCAGUCGAGCCGUUUCCAGCCCACGUACCCACAAAUGCAGACGCAGAUCGAACUCCCGCCCACGAUCUGCCUGUCCGAUGGCGAGGAGCCACCGCCAUAUAAAGGCCCCUGCACUCUCGCACUGAGGAGCCCCGAGCAGCAACUGGAGCUGAGCCGUGCCUCUGUGCGAGCUCCUCCUAAUCGUACUGUCUUUGAUAGCGACAUUAUGGAUGUUUACGGGCCCAGGCCACCCAGCACACACUCGGGCAAGAGUGCCUCAUACUCGCGCCUUCAGGGGCAAGGACCACCGCCCACCUACAGCGAUGUGAUUGGGCGGUCUUACCCAAACUUCACCUCCGCCUCCUCUCCUUCCUCCUCCUCCUCCUCCUAUUUCUUGCACCAGCACAGCAAUAACGCACCACCGUCCAAUCAGAGGAAGGCGAAGGACGGACGACGGGACAAACCAACUUGACUGAUAAGCACAGAGUGGGAGGGGCUGUGCUCUUUGGACCCUGUUCAUUAAUAUUGGAAAGGGGGCGUGGAUUCCCUCCAAGCACUCAGUCCCUUGCACAAUUUAGUAAUCCAGAGAACCGAGGAACCAAGCUUAAGUGAUUAUCACUUUUUUAUACUUUUUUUAAUUUUUAAUUUUUUUGCUACAACCUGUGGGCCUCGUGUGGAUGUUCAGGCUCUUUUGCAACUUCUCCUUUCACGUUUUUUUAUGCUUUCUUUUAUUUAAGUAUGUUUUAUUUUGUUCAAGGAACUGUGCAGGAUAUAGGGUUUUGCUUUUUUUUUUCUCCUUUUUUUGUUCACGUACAACACAUUUUUUUCCUACGUUCUUACCCAAUCCAAAUCCGAGUGCCAUGAUUUAUGUCAUUGUGAUUUAAAUCUCAGUGAUGUCAUCAAAAUGCAGAGAAAAAAUUCUACAUUGCACUAAAAACUUUUCUUUUUCUUUUUUUUUUUAAAGCCAUAUUAAUUUUUGUCUUAUGUUUUGUCUCCCAUUUCACUUUUUCACAUCUGAUCCAGCCUUUAAACAAAUAAUCCACUACUAACCCAAAAGAUGGCACUUAAAACAAAAAACAAAGGCGUUUUGUUUAAAUCCUGUUCGUUUUUCUCUUGUUGAACGUCAGCCUUUCAUCCGUUCAUCCUUUAAAAAUAGCACUUUAAAACUCGCUUGCUUCAGCAUGGUCCAGAUAAAAGGGAAUCAUGGAAAACGUAGUCUUAUGCACGUCCGCUAAAUCAAAUGCGUCUCAUUCGCUAGCUGAUUUUCUACGCUUCUUGCUUUACUAGUGCUGUUUGUUGUUUUUUUAGUUCUUAGUUUCAAACUCAAGUUCAAGUUAGAAAGUAUUCCUCUAAUAGAAAACUCAGUUUUAUUUUGUUACCUGUGAUGCCUAAAUGUUGGCCUUUUUGUCCUAGAUCUAGAGUUAAGAUGACACAUUUAUAUAAAUUAUAUAACUACUUGAAAAAUUCUCCUUUAAUGUUCUAAAAACAUCCGUGAUGUCCAGUAAUACAAAAUGAAACAUCAUAGGAACGUUAGAGUUAGAAGGCAAAAAAUAUAUAUACUUCAGGGAACCAGAAAUAACAUUGAGAAAACUUUCCAGUGACCUAAAAUUGUUCCAGUAAUGUUAACUUGUUCACUAAAUACUACGUAGAGAUUGAGAUCUACCUGGCUAGCUAGUCAUGUGACUGCUAGAUUUUUAUCCACAUUUGUUCCAAAGCAUGUUUAGCCGAAAAAUGCUGUUUGUCACCAAACACAACAUUAACUAAGCUAAUUAAAGCAGCGCUUUAAGGCUACUAGCUUAUUAUCCAGCGUAGAUGUUGCCUGUUAUGCUAGAAGUUAGCAAAGUUUGUUAAGAAGAUACAUCAUGUUUGGAAAACAAGUAUUGUUCUAUAUUUAUCAUUAAAACCAGUAGAUGUGGAGCGCUACCCAGCUAGCGACAAAUAAUCUGAGGAAAAAUAGCUAAUAGAAGGAUUGAUAUCAGCUGAGUUGAGCUGCUACGGGACUGAUAAUGUUUCGAAACAAGCAUGUUAUUUAAAAAAAAGAAAAAAAAAAAAAAGCAAGAUGUACUCAUCCGGUGUGUGUGAGAAAGAAAGAAAGGUCCUGCUGCUGCUAUGCUAAUGCUAACUUGGUUUCUAAUGCAAAACGCUAAUGCUGCUCUCCAUCUUUUCACGUUCACUCAUACUUCAUUUUUCACACGUUUAAUCUUUUUACAUUUAUUUUCUUCUUGUGUGUGUAUCGCUGUUCCAUCCCCGCUCUUAAAAACCUCAGAGUGGCUGUACAUUUGUUUUUACUUUUUACUUGUAAUUUUUUUUUUGCUGCAUGUUCCUCUGAGAAGAUUCGGUGCCUAAAAAAUUGUGUUAAAACAGAAAUAGGAACUUUUUCACUUUGCACUCUGACCCCCAAGCCCAGCUACCCCUCUUAACCGCAACCCCCUUGAUUCCUUCAACUACCAACAACCCCCAAAUCUGCCUCCAACAAACACAAUUCUGACCCCUUACUCAAACACCCCAUAGCCUUCCACUCCUCAAUAAAUAAACCCCUUGACCUUACUUCCACAAAUACAACCCCGUUAUCUCUCCAACUAUUGCCUCUUCCACCAUGCCAACCCCAGAAAACACAACCUUUGACUCCGCACAAACACAACCCACUUGACCCCUUACCCAAAUGCCAGGUACCCAUCAACUCCCUUACAAAUAAAACCCUUUGACCCUUUCACAAAUUCAAACCCCUUGAUUUCUCCAAAUAAUCCCCACCUCUUACCCAAACACAUCCACCACCACCACUCCCCAGCAAACACAACCCUUUUGACCCCUCCUUCUACACAACUACCUUACCAAAACACCUUAUACCCCUCAACUCCCUUACAUAUCAAACCCCUUGAUCCCAACAACCCACAAACAACCCCUUGACCUCCCUCCCAAACAUCCCCAUACCCUCUUACUCCUUCAAAAAACUUGACCACACCCCCACAAACACAAACCCUUGACUAAUCGAUUUAAGCAUUCCCAUACCUCCUGACUCCUACUCAAAACCCUUGACCACACCCCCACAAACACAACCCCUUGACUCAUCGACUCAAACAUUCCCAUACCUCCUGACUCCUCCACAAACAAGCUCCUUUGACCCCACACCCACAAACCUUCUAAACACCACACCCAAACAUCCCUAUACUCCUUGAGUCCCCUUACAAGCAUAACCCCUUGACCCAACCGUCCCCAUACCCCUGAAUUCAUCGGACACUCCCCACCCAAACUUAUCUGCCUAAUGCCCUUUAACAAAACACUUUAGCUUUUACCGUGAUCCUCCAUAAACACCCCCUUUGAUUCCACCCACCCAACCCUGUACAUACACCUCACAACCCUCUUGACUUUGCUCCUUGCCAAAAAUAAAAACCCCUUUACCCCGCUCCCCCACCGCAAACACAACCAUCCUGAACCUCCCUCCAAACAAAACAAAAAACAAACCCAGCACACCCCCUCACCUUUGUUGUGCCUCACUUCCUACGGUGCUUUUUUCACAAGUCUGACUUUGUUUAUUCGUACUGUGCUGUAUAAAAAUAUAUAACUUGAAAAUAUUAUGCACAUAUCCUACCCAAUGGGUAGACGAGAGAAAAAAUACAUGAGAGAACAAAUGUUAAUAGUGUAAUAUAAUGUAUAGAAGAUAUUACGAGGAGAAAUUUAACUCGGCCGCUUGGAGGGUUUUUUUGUGAAUGCCCUACAAUUGUGUUUUUUGUCUUUUGUAAUAAAAUAAAUACACAAAUAAAACACAAAAGAGGUCAUAAAAUUAUAAACAGUAUAGUCAACACAUACAAGUUACAAAAAAAUACUUCAUAAUAUAAUUUUUUUCCUCUAUCUGCUAUGUGAUGAUUUCGAGGCGUUCGCAUACAGAACUCGCUGCUGCUUUUAUAACUUCCAGAGAACUGAUCAUUAUUAAUGCCAGCGCUUGCCAUUUAUUUAUUUGACAUUUUUAUUGUUAUUAUUAUUAUUAUUUAGUAAUUAAUAGAUGUUCAAACAGAAGAGCUGUAUCUUAUUUCACCAAACAGACACGAAUGGAGAGUUUAACAAAUAAAGGUUUUGGAUCGUA